CGGAACUUUUGACCUUCUUUCCCUUUGCAGGAGGCCAUCUUGCGAAAUACACGGGGGCCAAUCGACACCACGUCGAGCGAGAGACAUUCCGGGGAACCGGUGCAUCGUUCUAUCCAUGCCCAGUUCUGGAUCUGGAGAGCCGAACAAUUCUUCUCGAGUCAACUCAACCUCCGAGAAACCCAUUCCAUCCCCAAUCUGGACCAAGAGACAUCGCGACGACCUCCUCCGUGAGGGCGAACGGCUCUUCAAAUGCCCGACCCAACACCGGUUUACAAGCCUAACACACUGUGCACAAUCGAUCCAAAACACUUGCGCGUACUGUACGUAGCUACAUCCGUCUGGACCAAUAUAAGCACGAACGUGAAAAUGCAUCUCGUCGACCAUAUGCGGUUAUACAUUCACUGGCCACUAGCCGACAAGAAGUUGAAGAUGAUUCAAAGCACUCGGUACACAUCGUCGGCGACGCGCUUGAAUGUGAAGACGACGGUGGACUGGCGGAGGGAGGGAGCGAUAUACAGUGGAGGAAGGGAGCGAUACAGUGGUCUGCGCGAGAUACCGACUCAGCGCUUCUAUCAGUGUACUCGCAGGUUGGGAGCCACUGUCACCAUUUCACUCGGCGCUCUUGCUGUUUGCCGCCGCCGCCGCCAUGUGCUCCCGGCUCACAGGCCCGGUAACGUUUCACCAACACCACCAUCCCACCAUCCCACAUCCAACCAAUCAUCCAAUAAGGCACUGCGUCUAGUAGGGGAUCAACAACUCACUCGGCGAGACGGAGGAGGACCUGGUCGACGCUCGGCGCUCUCCACAGUCCGAUCUGCGGAACGCCUCAACCCCGUCCGCCGUGCUCACACCUCGGACCUAUCUCACAAUUAAGCAGUCUGGCCUCAUCGCUAUUGUAGCGGACGAACGCUGCCGUAGGGGGAGCUCGCGAUGUGGUCAGUCAGUCCCGGGUGGUAUGCCGCUCAGACUGCCGAGCCGAGCG
Messenger RNA from Fimicolochytrium jonesii, 982 nucleotides. RefSeq lists its product as uncharacterized. NCBI's taxonomy places the organism in Eukaryota, Fungi, Chytridiomycota, Chytridiomycetes, Spizellomycetales, Powellomycetaceae. The record is from RefSeq and is a predicted model, not a curated record. Bases 250 to 873 code for a protein of 207 amino acids. The transcript has 2 exons.